Molecule: messenger RNA, 1405 nt
Organism: Nymphaea colorata (pocket water lily)
Lineage: Eukaryota; Viridiplantae; Streptophyta; Magnoliopsida; Nymphaeales; Nymphaeaceae
Product: flavonol synthase 1-like
Exons: 3
Coding region: 56-1051 (331 amino acids)
Source: RefSeq, a predicted model, not a curated record
CCAAGCACAAUCUCUACCAAAUCUACAAUACUUUUCGGGGAGCGAAAGGGUAGACAUGGGUGCAGAUAGGGUGCAGAACCUUGCCUCCAUGGGCGUAGAUAGGCUGCCGGAGCAGUUCGUGAGGGAAGCUCACGAGCGGCCGGAAAACAGCAAGGCCAUUGAAGGGAAGGACGUGCCUGUGAUCUCGCUGAACCAUCCCUUUCAAAAGGUAGGGGAGGAGAUCGCGAGGGCGUGUCAAGAGUGGGGCAUCUUCAUUCUAACCGACCACAACAUACCUCCUGAAUCCAUCAAGGCUCUGCAAGAUGUGGGGAGGCAAUUUUUUGAGCUCCCGGUGGAGGAGAAGGAGAAGUAUGCCAACGACGCUGCUAAUGGGAAUUUGGAAGGCUACGGGACCAAGAUGGUCAAGAACCAGGCGAUGAAGUUGGAGUGGAUAGAUUACUACUUCCACAUGCUCUCUCCUCCUUCAAAUGUUGACUACACCAAGUGGCCUCGGGAUCCACCUUCGUACAGGGAAGUUACAGAAGAAUACGGAAAGGAACUAACGAGGGUGUCAGACCUGAUUCUGGUUGCUUUGUCAAAUGGGCUUGGAUUGGAAGAAGGAGCGAUGAAGGAAGCAGUGGGAGGUGAUAAGCUCGUAAUGGAGAUGAAGAUCAACUUGUACCCGAGAUGCCCACAGCCAGAACUGGCGCUAGGAGUGGAGGCGCACACAGACAUGUCUGCAAUCACCAUCCUGGUCGCCGACCGCCGGAGCGGCCUUCAGGUGUGGAAGGACGGCAACUGGGUUGCUGUAGACUUAUUGCCAGGCUCUCUUGUUAUCCACGUCGGCGAUCAGAUUGAGGUGCUGAGCAAUGGGAAAUACAAAAGCGUGCUGCACAGGAGCUUGGUGAGCAAGGACGACGUGCGGAUGUCAUGGGCUGUCUUCUGCGUACCGCCUCUGGAAACAAUCAUAGGGCCUCUCCCUCAGCUCAUCAAUGAAAACAAUCCUCCGCUCUUCACCACCAAAUCUUACAAAGAAUUCCAGUAUCGGAAGAUCAAUAAGCUCCCACAGUAGAGAACGAAUUAAUAUGUGUUAUACACAAAGGUGCUUAUGUGCACGAGUGUGUAAUAUCUGUGGAGAGAGAGGAGAUGAAUUUGUUAAUCAAUGCAUAGUGUCGGUAGACUCAUGUUUUAAUGGGAAGAUGGAAGCUAGCUGUAGCUCAUGUGCGUGCAUGUUUGCAUGAAAUGUUUUCUUGGGUAAGGAGUGUGCUUAAUUAAUAACUGCUGCUGUUAUGUUUCUUGUUCUUUCUUUUCAUGAGAGGAUGUUGGAGAGUCGUUCUAUUGCUAUCUUCUGGUUGUGCCCUUCCUUGCUUCUAGGUGUGCAUAAAGGUUUCCAAAUGCAUAUCGUUAAUAAAUGGAUUCUUUGUCA